CACAUGGCAAUAUAUGCAAAUUCACAAAGUAUUUCAUUCGGCGCCCCGUGCGAUGUGACACACGCGUUCAUCGUUGCUGGCCAGAAGGUGUCCCGUUGCUUGCCCUGGCUUUUUCUCCUUGCAUACAUAUCAACAAAGCCAUACCGCCUACCCCAAACAAUAGCGGCCCAUCCAUCCAUGCCCCUUCCCUCCCUCCCUGCACCCGGCCUCCCUCCAGCACCCCCCACUCGCAUUCCAUUCAAAGGCAAUGCCACCACCACUGACCGCCUCGAUAAUCACCAGCUUCACCUGCUACACCCUUGCAAACCUCCUCGGCCUCCUCAGCCUCGCCCAUGUCGGCCGGCACCACCUCGGCCUACGAGCAGAAGGCGCACCCAGGAAUUAUCUCCAAACGCUCGCGCACACGUGUAUGUUGAUUGUGUAUGCGCUGUCGUUUCAUACUGGGUAUGGUUGCGCGGCGACGACGGAUGGGAAUGAAGGCGGGGAGAGUGCGGGGACGUGUGAUAGGGGUCUGCGGAUACCGGACGGGUUCUUUAUCUUUGGGUCGUUCUUGUUACUGUUUUCGCUUCAGGUAAGGGCCUCCUCGCAGCAAUCCAAUCCUGCAUGCGAUACGACAUCCGCUGGCACACGCUCAUUAAAACCUCCAACAUUCUUUUGUUCACAACCUGUUUCGGCGGCUUCCUCGGCACAACCACACUCUUCGCCAUCCGCCGCGUCCACGGUGACCCCACCACCGACCUAGACGACAUCCGCAGCUGGCUCUUCACCGUCUCCGCCAUGUACACCCCACUGUACAUCAUGGUGACCUCCAUCAUGGUUCUGCGGCUGGUGACGACGAUCAAACGAUCGUUGGCGGCCGCGGUGGAGGAGGGGACUGGGGAUGGUGCGGCUGUUUCCCCUGUCAAGGUUUUGGACACAAUCCGCAAACAAGCAAGCUGCAUCGCCGCGGUGUUUAUCCCGGUUACGAUCGGGGUUGGGGCGUAUAC
This is a messenger RNA of Fimicolochytrium jonesii, 986 nucleotides long. RefSeq lists its product as uncharacterized. The coding region runs from base 248 to 742 and encodes 164 amino acids. The transcript is spliced from 2 exons. Lineage: Eukaryota; Fungi; Chytridiomycota; Chytridiomycetes; Spizellomycetales; Powellomycetaceae. The record is from RefSeq and is a predicted model, not a curated record.